Macroventuria anomochaeta is the source of this 1838-nucleotide messenger RNA. RefSeq lists its product as uncharacterized. The transcript has a single exon. The record is from RefSeq and is a predicted model, not a curated record. Lineage: Eukaryota; Fungi; Ascomycota; Dothideomycetes; Pleosporales; Didymellaceae. Bases 97 to 1497 code for a protein of 466 amino acids.
CUCUUCUAACAUCUGUAGGAUACUAGUGUAACACCACUACCCAUAUCACCGUCGCUCGCGCUGCUGAACUUUCAGCAGUCGCCACUGGACCAACCCAUGUUCGAGCUCAACUUGCAUAAGCGUUCGAUAUCCGGGUCUAGCUUGGAGGUGAUGCACUCGUCACCUAUGACAGUCCCCGGCUCAGCGAGGCAGAUGACCCCAUACAACGUCCCUCCUCCUUCGACCGACUUGCCUGCUGGCACGAUCCCCGAUACGCCUGGUCCGAUGCAGAGGGCUUUCAACCGCGAUCCUGCGAACCAUGUUCCUUGGCAGAAUGCUAGUCCAACGCCCUUGGAGAGAUAUGCUCCCUCCACACCCGUCCUUACGCCCUUGCCAGGCACGAAUCUCACUGUGGGAGAUCUCGAUCCUGAGCUUGUUCCACUACCACCGUCCAUCAACUCCUCUUUGGCCCAAAUUGGCCAAGGAAAUCCCGGCUACUUUGACAUCCCAGUCGAAGAGCAGCUACCGAUGGACAAUGCAGACAUGCUUAAUGGACUUGCUUGUCUCAAGCUUGCCGAAGACCCUGGCGAUACCGGCGACAGUGAAACCAAGGUUUCUCACGACAGCGGUCCGCACACACCUGUCGGUCGAUAUGGCAACUCCGAGGAGAUGAGACGUGAGUAUAAAGACGCAAAGCUGCAAGACACCGUAUGUACGCAAGGUCAUCUAAAACACCAAGCCUUGGAACCUCGCCCGAAGCAGCAAGCCAAAGAGCUGAGCGACACCGUCCGUGCUCCAAAUGUUCCCCAGCACCAUCAAGUCCUGCCGCUUCGUCCCAAACAGCAAGGUGAAGAUCUGCAGGAUCGAGUCAGGAAAGACUCUGUCAUCAGCAAGGAUUGGGAGACAAGCAAUGGCGAGCACUCGACAGGCACGAUGUCGGAGGACACUGAUGCACGCCGCACUCCGAGUCAGUCUUACAAGACAAUCCUUCCGGCCGACAGUACAGCUCCUGCCUCUUCAGGACAUUGCAAGAGGAUGGAAGUUAGGAGCAGUCCUCCUGUCGACUUCGCAUACAUUGUUUGGGACAGCCCAAACGAGUCCCGUCGAAAUGCAGCUCAAGAGAACAUAUGGGGUCGACACGCUGGUCUCUAUGACGGUUCUGGAUAUGGGGAUGAUGCCAGCGGGCCAACAUCUUGCGAGUCCAAUGAGGGUACCAAGGACGUCCACAUAGAGUCCGGUCCUCGCUCGAUCGAGCCAUCAAUGACGGCUCUUUCGGCCGACGGAGACCGCUCCGGAAAGGAUAUCUCCAAUCGUCCCUCGAAAGGCGAAGAUCCAUACCCUGGGUACGUACGGGAGUCUCCGCUCACCGUCCACAAACAGCGCAACUAUGAAAGCCUGGAGUCAAUAUACCAUGCGUACGCUUAUCCGUUCGGAGAGAGGGUUUCAAGCAGCAGCAACAACAGCACCGGCGGGGACGUACAGCGACCUGCAGCAAAGGAAACUGAGAUCAGCUCAUGAACUUGGGCACAGGUGUCUUCUCGUCUCAUUCUUACAGUCUGUCAGUAGAUGGCACUGGAUGGUCUGCUUCUUGCAUUCAACCCUCAUAUUGGUGUAUCGAAAGCCCAGAUGAACAGGACGAACAUUGAUAUUACCUAGCACACGGUAGCUUGAAUAGGAAUAUUUCUCGAAUGUCGUGUACCUUUGCAAUCUUAUCGUUGUGGGUCGAGGUCAUCAAACGACCAGCAGAUCAUUCGAGAAGUGGAUGCUCUUGCACGCAAAACUGAGACGAUGAUCGCAUGCAUAUCCGAGCAAUACUGCCGGCUCUAGUAUUGACUUUACUGUUUUGAUCAGUGAUGAUA